Capsella rubella is the source of this 1114-nucleotide messenger RNA. RefSeq names its product protein EXORDIUM. NCBI's taxonomy places the organism in Eukaryota, Viridiplantae, Streptophyta, Magnoliopsida, Brassicales, Brassicaceae. The coding region runs from base 1 to 1080 and encodes 359 amino acids. The transcript is spliced from 2 exons. The record is from RefSeq and is a predicted model, not a curated record.
AUGAAGCUUGAUUUGAAAGCUAGUGUCUCACUGUCUUCCUUCCAUCACACUCUCUAUUUCUCACACAAACCAAAUCUAAAAAACAUCAAAAAUCACUAUUUUCACAAAUCCUCUCUAUUUCUCAUCUUUUCAAAAAUGUUGAAACUCUUUCUAUUUUUGUCUCUUCUUCAAAUCUGUGUCUCUGCUAGAAACCUAGCAUCAUCAACAGAAGAACCAAACCAGUUCAAACUACUUAAAUACCACAAAGGAGCUCUUCUCUCCGGCAAGAUCUCCGUUAACCUAAUCUGGUACGGUAACUUCAAACCUUCACAAAGAGCCAUCAUCUCCGACUUCAUCACCUCACUCACACACACUUCCCCGACGUCCAAAACUCUCCACCAACCAUCAGUCGCCACGUGGUGGAAAACCACAGAGAAGUACUACAAACUCGCCGGUUCUGCUAAAACCUCAGCGUCUCCUUCUCUCACUCUCUCUCUCGGGAAACAAAUCCUCGACGAGUCUUGCUCACUAGGUAAGUCUCUAACCGAUAAAGACAUACGUAAGCUAGCUUCAAAAGGUGACCAACGCGACGCAGUCAACGUAGUUUUGACUUCAGCUGACGUGGCUGUACAAGGUUUUGGUAUGUCUCGAUGUGGUACUCACGGACACGCACGUGGUUUAGGCAAACGUGGAUCCAAGUUUGCUUACAUAUGGGUUGGUAACUCAGAGACACAGUGUCCAGGUCAAUGCGCGUGGCCUUUCCACGCACCACUGUAUGGACCACAGAGUCCACCACUUGUUGCACCAAACAAUGACGUGGGACUUGAUGGUAUGGUUAUUAACUUAGCUAGUCUCUUAGCUGGAACAGCAACGAACCCUUUUGGUAAUGGUUAUUACCAAGGUCCACAAAACGCACCGCUUGAAGCUGCUUCGGCUUGUCCUGGUGUUUAUGGUAAAGGUGCUUAUCCUGGUUACGCUGGUGAUUUGCUUGUGGAUACAACAACGGGAGGUAGUUUUAAUGCGUAUGGUGCAAACGGCAGGAAGUUUUUGCUUCCUGCUUUGUAUGAUCCUAGUUCGUCGAAAUGCUCCACUAUGGUCUGAUGAGAAUUAAAAAAAAAAAAAAGGAUCCAAUGUU